CUCCCCGGGGGACGUUCGGUGCCGCGGCCCCGCGGCCGCCGCUUCUUUCACACUUUAGUUGGAGCCGCGCGCCGCGCUCAGUUACUGGAGAGCGGGCCGCGCGCCGCCGCCUCCCGCACGCACGCACGCGAGCCGGCGUCGGGGUUUUCGGCUUUUACUCCCAACCGCGGGGAGGAGGGGAGCCCCGGACACACCGUGGGGAGGAGGAGGGUGGAAGAAAAAAGGCGAGAAGGAAGGGCGGGGGGCGGGAGGCUGGCCACCUUCAGCCCCCCAGCGAGCGCCAAGGUGCGCACAUUUUAACCGACUCAGCAGAAGGAUUUUCUCUGCAUGUAAAGAAAAAAAAAAUGUCCCUGUGUCUGUAGAGAUGAUUUGCAGUUCAGCCCGGCUGAAGCUGACCGAAUGAGACUAUGGGCUGUGCCUCCGCCAAGCAUGUUGCCACUGUUCAAAAUGAAGAGGAAGCCCAGAAAGGGAAAAACUACCAGAACGGAGAUGUGUUUGGCGAUGAGUAUAGGAUCAAACCAGUGGAAGAGGUCAAAUACAUGAAAAAUGGGGCAGAAGAGGAGCAGAAAGUAGCAGCCAGGAACCAAGAAAACUUGGAAAAAAGUGCCAGUUCAAAUGUGAGACUUAAAACUAAUAAAGAGAUUCCAGGAUUAGUUCAUCAACCCAGAGCAAACAUGCACAUCUCUGAAAGCCAACAAGAAUUCUUCAGAAUGCUGGAUGAAAAAAUUGAAAAGGGUCGAGAUUACUGUUCGGAAGAAGAGGAUAUCACAUAGCACCAAUUCCACCACUCAAACCAGGAGCUACUACUGUGUAAAUAGGUUACACCCCAAUUGAAAUCUUUGCAAAGGUCGGUUCUCUUCAGCGAACAGCACUAUAGCAAAAGAAGAUCGUUCCGUAUCGUACGCCCCAUUAAAUUACAGUGUUUCUUAAUGAACUUGCAAAGGAAUAUUGCUAAAAACAAACAAAAAACUGUUAUCGAACUUUCUUUGUUGCUGCUAGUUAAAACUUGUUGCAACUUUUCACUUCUCUUGUGUCCAGGUAUGCAGCAAAAUUCUGCAGUUUCACCUUAAAGAUACUGUUGGUUUUACAGAUGCUCUCCAACCUAUUUUCUAUAAGAUGAGGUAGUGGUGAACUCAGAUAUCAAACUUCUGUUCUAGACUGGUUCUGCUUCUAAGACAAGCAUCUCCUCCCCCCUCUCCUUCCUCCCUGUCUCUCCCAAGUGGUCCAGAGCCUUGCUUCUCACUGGCAAUCUUAUGCUUUGGAGAUGGGGUGGUUGCUAUGGCAACUUGUUUUUCUGCUCAGAAGAAGUAGAGAAGCUAUUACCAAUUAAACAUGUUGUGACAUGACUCCUGGAAGUGACACAGGAGCAAGCAGCAGGUUGUUUGAUUUACUAGGAAUUUGAAUCGAGGAUUAAGCUUGCGACAUUGGCUUUGCUCAGAUGCAGACGAAAGUGUGAUCACAAUCAUUUUGAAUCCCUCCUCCCCACUCCCCACUUUUUUUUUUCUAAGAAAAUAAACAUUUUACUGUUUUUAUGUAUCCUCGUCUUCUCCCAUUCAUCCAGUUCCCUGCUUCACGUUGAUCCUGGGUGCGGAAGAUGUACCCUCCUUUGCAAUGACAUGGAUAAUUGGCCUUAGCGGCUCCCUACCCUCCAGUUAAUAACUGCCACCCGUUAGCAGGGCUGUAAGUGGUCAUAAGAGGUGAGGGGACAUCCCACAACUUUUAGGAGGGCCUGGACCACCCCGUUAUCUUUCAUUUUGUUAGCAAAGAAACCAUCCUACUUCCUCAUUCUGUCCCUUCACAAUGUUACACGAACCUUGCCACUUCCUGUUCCUCUCGCUUGCACCCCUGAAUGGGACCGUGAAAAGCCUUUGCCUCCUGGGAAAUGCAGGGCAUUUACACUGGUGAUGACGUUUGGAGAUGCCAAAGCCAAAGCCCCAGGGCAGGAGUGGGGAAUGUUAACUGUGGGAUUGGUAGAGUUUAUUUUUCCAUAUUAUAUGAAGAGAAUGAUCUCUUCUCAAAGACAGAAAUAAUAUUUUUAACAAAUGUUGUCGCAAGUAAAUAACGAUCAAAAGGAGAAAAAUAACUUUUGUAUUUUUUUUAACGCGUUUGAUAGCUUUGACGAGGGUCGUCUUCACUGCUUUCAUGGGAGGGCCAGAAGCCCGGGUCUGGUUUUGUCCCACGAAAACACGCAAGGAGCCCUGUGUGUUUCUCAGCGCGGGGCUGGGAUGUGAAGGGCGAGAUCAGCCACACGACCCGAGGCAGGUAGUUACUAUGUUCUGGGUAGUCAGGAGAUCACCAGCCGCAGAAAAGAGUAAGAGGCUGAAUUUGUUUUGCUGAGAAAAGGAGGCUUGACUUUGAAAUCCAUUCACGUAAUCGAUGGCACCAUCGAUGUGCUAAUGGUGAGACUCCUCACCGCCCUUUAGACCCCAAACACAAAAGUGAGGGGAAGGAAGGCAACUCAGUCAAGCACUAGAGAAAAUGAACUCAAAUGUUAGCAACAAAAGCCCUCAAGUCUUUCAGCCAGCAGCAGCUAUUUCAGGGAACAGCUGUGGUUGUUACAUAAAUAGAGAGGCAGCCAAAAUUUAAGGCUUUUUAUCUUGCUUCAAGCAGAGAAAUGCACGGAGAGUCAAGUGGCCCAGGCUUUUAAGUUCCCUCCCCUUUGUAUGGUUUUGGCCAAGUGACCAAAAUAGUUUCCCUCAACUGUAAAUGAACUGCUAAGCCCCACCUCAAACUUGUUCCCUGGGGACUGACUUUCUGUUCACUGUUAUGUGGAUGACCUUUUCCCGGGAUUUCUUGUUCUUAUUAAGCAAGAAUGAUGCAAAUGCUCAAUAUCUUCCAUUUGCCUCCCCUCCGUGGUGUCUCCCACAGGGUCGUCCCAGAAAAUCACCACCUUCUGCCCGAAGACAAGCAUGCACCUAUCAUUUUUCUUAGAGUCACAUUUAACAUGCUGUUGAUACGCAUGUACGCAGAACCGAGUGGUUCUUGGGAACAUGACUUUUGAGUGUUUCAUAAAACCAGAAACUGGUUCCCCUGAACAAGUUGGUGGCUUUCACCUGGAGUUCUCUCCCCCAGGUUUAACUCUUUGAUGUACGAAAGUGAUUCCAUCCGCAGACGCGUUUGAUAACAUCUAGAAAUAGAUUUGAGAAAUGGGAUGGUUGAGCGGGUUGGCAUGAAAUGCUAAAUUAUGUUAGCAACACUCAAAAUUGUUUUCCAUUUGUUGGUUUUAAUCAUAAAAUUGUCAAGUGA
Molecule: messenger RNA, 3246 nt
Organism: Manis javanica (Malayan pangolin)
Lineage: Eukaryota; Metazoa; Chordata; Mammalia; Pholidota; Manidae
Gene: C11H1orf21
Product: chromosome 11 C1orf21 homolog
Source: RefSeq, a predicted model, not a curated record